AUGCGUAGAAACAUCAAGUCAUUGAAUAUCGACAGAGACGGUGUGAAAGAAAAAAUGGUACAUAACGAGAGAGACGAUCUUGAGAUCCCAACUAAUGUCCAAGAAUGGUUGGAAGAUGUAAAAAAGAUCAAUGAAAAGGUGGAAAACCUGCUCAGUACUGAUGUUGUAUGUUGUUUCAAUAUCAGAAUUAGGUACAAGAACGGAAAGAGAGCCUGCAAGAUUAAUGAGGAGAUCCACCAUAUCAUGGUAUGCAAUUCGAAGAUCAUAUGGACUGAUCAUCGCAUUCCUCCGGGCAGAAUUCGUCCCAUGAAUGCAUCCACCAGCUCUGUAACAUCAAGUGACCAUCAUGAUCAAUUCCCAUCAAGAGAGCAUAUUUUUACAGAAGCACUAAACGCACUCAAACCCGACAAUGCUACCCGCAUGGUAGCCUUAUGUGGGAUGGGUGGAGUAGGGAAGUCAAAAAUGGUGGAAAGACUGAAGAUGAUUGUGCAAGAAAGGAAAAUGUUUGAUUAUUGGGUUCACGUGGUUAUAGGGCAAGAAACGGACUUGAAUAUCAUUCAGAAUACUGUAGCACAUUAUCUAGGUGUAGAGAUUGGAGAGAUAGCUGAUCAACCAGCAAGAAUUGAGAAGAUUCUUAAUAGAUUCAAGGCUAUCUCUAAAGGAGGUGAGAUUAAGUUCCUCAUAAUACUUGAUGAUGUGUGUCAGCGUGUUGAUUUAAAUUAUAUUGGUUUAAGUCGGUUGUCAAAUGAAGGUGUGAACUUUAAGGUCUUAUUGACUUCUCAAGAUUUAGAUAUUUGCAAUAAGAUGGGAGUUCAAGAUAACUUAGUUCUGAAUGUGGAAGUCUUAACAGAAGCAGAAGCACAAAGUUUAUUCGAUGAAGUUGUAGGGAUGCGUGAUGAUGUGGAGAUGGAGGAGCUCAAUAAGAUAGGCAAAGAUAUUGUAAAAAUGUGUGGCGGUUUACCCGGGGCUAUCGAGAAAAUGGCAGUUUAUCUCAAAGAUAAAAGCAGGAGUACAUGGAAGGACACACUUUCUCGUUUAGAGCAGCAUGAUCGACUUAACAAAAUUGAGCCUACUGGUUUUGAAAAGAGCCUCGACAGUCUCGAAGAGGAGACGCGGUCCAUUUUUUUUCUUUGUGGAUUGUUUCCAAGUGCUAUUCCUACCGAAGAGUUGCUAAGGUAUGCAUAUGGCUUGAAAGUAUUUAGAGUGUUUUCCAUAGAAGCUGCGAGGAUUAGGCUAAGCAGCAGCAUUGAGAAGCUCAUGCUGAAGAAUCUGCUGAUGGAAAGUGAAGAUGUUAGCUGUAUCAAGAUGCAUGAUCUGAUGCUUUCUUUUGUUUUGAAUAUGGUUUCCAAAGGCAAGGAUGCUUCAUUUGUCCGAUACGGUAGUAUGCCAAAGUGGACUGAAGAUGAUAUGAGCAUAUACGAAAGAAUUAUAUCAACAUGCGAGGGUAUGACUCGUUUUCCUGAAGACCUUAAAUUUCCAAAGCUCUCGUUUUUGAAACUUAUGCAAGGAGAUGAGUCGUUGAGCUUUCCUUCAUACUUUUACAAAGAAAUGAAAGAACUUAAGGUUAUAGAAUAUGCUAGCAUGAAGCGCUAUCCAGCAAUAGAGGAAUGCUCCAUUAAACUUCGAGUGCUUCAUCUCCAUCAAUGCUCAUUAUCGAUAACUGGUUGUUCUUCUAUUGGAAAUCUAUAUAACCUGGAAGUGCUCAGUUUUGCUGGAUCCAACAUUCAAUGGUUACAUCCCAGAAUCGGAAAUUUGAAGAAGCUAAGGCUACUGGAUUUGACAGAUUGCAGUGCUAUUCUUAUAGAUGAGGGUGUCUUCAAAAGUUUGGAAAAACUUGAAGAGCUUUAUGCGAUAGCUGGUGGUGAAGAUCGAAAUGCCAUUAAGUUCACAGAUAAUAACUUAAAUGGAAUGGCAGAACGUUCAAAAACACUUUCUGCGUUAGAAUUUGAGUUCUUUGGCAGCAAUGCCCAACUGGAGAAUAUUUCGUUUGAGAAGCUUAAAAGAUUUAAGAUAUCUGUGGGGCGUUCUCUAGACCGAGGUUUUAGUAAGAUCACACACUCAUACGAAAACACGUUGCAGUUGGUGACUAACAGCUUUGAUGUAUUCAAAUAUAAAACGAAUGAGUUAUUUAAGGAAACAGAAGUGCUCUGUUUAAGUGUGGCAGAUAUGAAUGAUCUUGAAAAUAUUGACCUGAAGUCCGCACGUCCUCAUCAACACUCUUCGUUCUACAAUUUAAAAGUCCUUGUCGUUUCAGAGUGUGCAGAGCUGAAAUACCUUUUCACAACAGGUGUUGCAAAGGAUUUGUCAAAGCUUGAGCAUCUUGAAGUUGAAAAAUGCAGUAAUAUGGAAGAACUCAUACAUACUAAUGGUAGCAGAACGACAAUUAUAUUCCCCAAGCUGAAGUUUCUAUCUUUGUGUGGGCUACCGAAGCUAUUGGGUUUGUGUUGUAACGUCAACAUAAUUGCGCUACCACAAAUAGUAAAGCUGCAACUUAGAACCCUUCCAAAGAUCACAAACAUUUAUCCGGUGAAUAAUUCGGAAACAUCUUGCUUGUUAAAGAAAGAGAUUAGGGUUCCUAACUUGGAGAAACUGCAAAUUGAACACUUGGAAAAUUUGAAGGAGAUUUGGCCUCGUGACUACAUUAGGACAAGUGAGGAAGAAGUUAAUCUGAGAGAGAUUUAUGCGAAGGAUUGUGAUAAUCUUGUGAAUCUGUUUCCGUGCAAUCCCAUGCCAUUGCUGCAUCAUCUUGAAGAGCUUAAAGUCAAGAAAUGUGGUUCCAUUGAAGAGUUAUUCAACAUCGACUUGGAUUCUAUUGGUCAAACUGGAGAAGGCUGCAACAACAGCAGCUUGAGAAAUAUCCAAGUGAAGGAAUUAGGAAAGCUAAACGAGGUGUGGAGAAUAAAAGGUGAAAAUAACUCUGGUCUCUCCAUCCGUGGCUUUCAAGCUGUUGAAACAAUAACCAUUACCGCAUGUACAAGGUUUAGAGGCGUAUUCACACCUACCACCAUCAAUUUUGAAAUGAGGGCACAUAUAAUCAUGGGUGCAACUACAACUCACGAUUGA
Lactuca saligna is the source of this 3063-nucleotide messenger RNA. Lineage: Eukaryota; Viridiplantae; Streptophyta; Magnoliopsida; Asterales; Asteraceae. The record is from the annotation of a GenBank genome assembly.